GAAGUCCCUCCAAGCCCUUGAGUGGAGCAGAGACGAUCUUGCUGAAGCUUGAGAAUCAUUCAAAUCGGGUCGACUGGAGGGUACUCGCCAUGACAAACUUUCGCAAUCUGAUGCAAACAGCCAAACACGUCCUCUUCGCUAUCCCAGUAGCCAUUACCGUAAACGACAGCGUUGUCAGCACUGCUUGCAUCGAAGGCGGGUCCAUGCAACCGGUCUUGAAUCCCAAGGGAUCGACUACAAGGGACAGGGUUCUCCUCGACAAAUUUACCAUCCGCAUGGCAAGGUACAAACGAGGAGAUGUCUGCCUCCUCAAGAGCCCGGACAAGCCAAACUCGUGGAUCGUCAAGCGCCUGAUUGCGCUGGAGGGCGACAAGGUCAAGACAGACUCGCAGGGGAUCGUUCCGGUCCCUCAAGGCUUCUGCUGGAUCGAGGGCGACAACGAAGAUAACAGCAUCGAUAGCAAACAGCUCGGUCCUGUUCCCCUCGCUCUCAUCCAUGGGCGAGUAACGCAUGUCUUUUGGCCUCUGAACCGCGUUGGCAAGGUACAAAGGGUCUUUCCAAAGGAGAGAGUAUUGAUAGGAUAUCACCAUCCAUGGCCAUGAAACACAUGAACCGCAUUGCACUGAUG
This is a messenger RNA of Guillardia theta CCMP2712, 628 nucleotides long. RefSeq lists its product as hypothetical. Gene Ontology annotation, biological process: mitochondrial respiratory chain complex assembly. Gene Ontology annotation, cellular component: mitochondrial inner membrane peptidase complex; membrane. Bases 90 to 602 code for a protein of 170 amino acids. The transcript has 7 exons. Lineage: Eukaryota; Cryptophyceae; Pyrenomonadales; Geminigeraceae. Gene Ontology annotation, molecular function: serine-type endopeptidase activity. The record is from RefSeq and is a predicted model, not a curated record.